AUCAUCCUAGCUCCACAAUGGCCAAAUAAUGUUGUCAAUCAAGACAGCUAAUCGUUUGUGUUUUCUUUCAACACGCCUGUCACAUAAGUGGGCGUUUCAUAUCAGUGUCGGUUGUUGAUGGUGGAGGCUUUCUUAGUCGCCCAGCUUUUUCAGCGAUGUUUAUCCCUACUCUUGAGGAAGACAUGCACCAUUUUAAACCGAAUCGACACAGGUUCUACACAACGCGAUGCUGUGGGUGUUGCCAUGUCAGGACGGGAACCAUCAUUCUCGGCACUUGGUACAUGGUGGUGAACCUGUUGAUGGGCAUCCUGCUGACUGUGGCCGUGACCCACCCAGAGAAUGUGCCCACCGUCGACUUGCAGUAUGAGGUCAUCGAGCACUAUUUUAGCCACACAUUCCAAGGAGAGGGGAAUGUCCUUAAGGAGAAUGCCUGUGUGGGAUUUGCCAUCUCUCUGCUGAUGCUCACUAUCAGCGCCAUGAUGGUCUAUGGAGCCAUUACUCAUCGUGACGGCUGGCUUAUCCCGUUCUUUUGCUACCAGCUCUUUGACUUUGCUCUGAGUUGCCUGGUGGCCAUCAGCUCCCUCACCUACCUGCCCAGGAUAAAGGACUACAUGAAGGAGCUGCCAGACUUCCCCUACAAGGACAACCUGCUCUCCAUGGACUCCAGCUGCCUGCUGCUCUUCGUCCUCGUCUUCUUCACCUUUCUCAUCAUCAUGAAGGUCUUUGGGGAAAUAGCUGCUUACCUGAUCAACUGCGUGUGGAAUUGCUACAAGUACAUCAACAACAGGAACGUGCCGGAGAUCGCCGUCUACCCUGCCUUUACGGCGCCUCCCCAGUACAUCCUGCCCACCUACGAGAUGGCAAUGAAGAUGCCAGUGAAAGAGCCCCCUCCCCCCUACAUGCCUGCCUGAAGACCCCCUCGUGUGUGUGUGUGUGUGUGGCCUCCCACAGCUCGCCAUUUUUAACCCAGCAGUGCAUUUCUAGAGAGGGAUAAUCUUUAAAGGCCCAGUGCAGUCAAAAAUGUGAUUUCCCUGUUUUUAUAUACAUUUCUACACUGAGGUUGGAAUAAUACUGUGAAAAUGAUAAGGCCCUUCUAGUUUCAAGUUGUAUUGGUUGUAUGUAUGUGAUACACGGAAUGCUUCCUUACAGGUUCCUUCUCGACAAUGCAACAAUAAUAAGAAACAAUAAAAGAGAAUAAUACUAACAAAGUAUAAAUGGCUCAGUUGAAUAACAUUUUUAGAAUGAUUAUAGUACAGGAAGGCACAAAUUAUAGUCCAAUAUUUGUGUGUUUUGGGGGCAAGUGGUUAAAUGGUGUAAUAUUUGGCCCUUUUAGUGUAAGAGCUGUUUGAAAAGCGUGCCUGUUUUGGUGGGAUGGAGUUUUGGCCUUCCAUGGUGACAUCACCAUGUAGUAAAUUAGUUAAUAGACCACUAAGGAAAGAGUCCCAAACUUCUUUGCCUUAAGAGGUAAAUAUUCAGUUCUCCACUCAGACCAUUCCAACAGUCCUAGCAAAAUUCUUGCUUGGGAAAUUGCUCUUUGCUAUAAGAAGCAGUUUUUGUUGUCAAUUAAAAUGGUCAAAAACAAACAACCACUUUUAAGGUGCUUAAUUGUUACCCAGAAAUGAUUUCAUAUUUAGAUAAAAACAGCUGCAUUGGAACUUUCAAAGGCCCUGCAUCAUUCAAACCCAGACCCCAUAAUAUUAUAGAUAGGUGAAAGGAGAGUGGAGGGGCAGAUCAAGUAGUCUGCCAUUGGAUAACGUGAAAUGUAUAAAGCGACGAAAGCUUUCCGAUCUCACCCCCCCCAUCUUUUUGAUGUCUUAGUAAAAAAUAUAUAUUAGUGAAAGUACCAUCGCUUGAAUGCCUAUCACCUGUUAGUUCUUCUUUAGAAUAAACACCAUCCUUAUAGAUUUGAUAUUGUGUGACUCUAAAAAAAAUAAACAUUCUUAAGACAAUCCACUUAUGAUCUCUUAUCUUAUCGUUGAAUCUGUUUUUUUUGUCCAGAGUUUGACGGGGACAUCUGUAGCAGUUUUUAUCUCUUCGUCCCUUCAUUUAUUUAGCCUUGGAUGUCCAUCAGUUAAUCCGCCACCUGUGUGCCAUGUCCAUUAUCCACCGCCGCCUUCUGUGUGACCCUGCGUUGUUAGCUUAGUUAAGCUAGUGAAUUGUGUUGCAGUUAAAUUACCUGAUGCUGCUGGUUAAAGGGAAAGUACACUCCAAAACCAAAGUUUUUCAGAUUUCAGACAAAAGUUGUCAAGAUGAGUCUUAUUUUGUCUCAACAAAGGUCCACUUUGGAGGUCUGGAAACAUCUGAUAAAUGUUGGUUUUGGAAUGGAUUGUCCUGUUUAAGGAGAGAGAUGCCUUAUCAGGAAAGUGGAGAGAAUAAAUGGCUAGUUUUGUGAACAGUGGUGGAUGCAUGCUACUCUUUCUGCCUUUUUCUUUACGUUGUGUUUUGAUCCUUGUGAAAAACACAUUCAAUAAACAUUUGUAUUCAUCACCUGA
Molecule: messenger RNA, 2492 nt
Organism: Oncorhynchus nerka (sockeye salmon)
Lineage: Eukaryota; Metazoa; Chordata; Actinopteri; Salmoniformes; Salmonidae
Product: lysosomal-associated transmembrane protein 4A-like
Exons: 7
Coding region: 156-911 (251 amino acids)
Cellular component (GO): lysosomal membrane
Source: RefSeq, a predicted model, not a curated record